ACACCCGAAUUCACUGAUGGAUAUUACAAGAACAGGUUUUCUUUUAUGAGAUCACAUGGAAACUGAAAAGGACAGUUACUCUCAGCUAGAAGAAGAGAUGGUGAACUUGCAAACAGGAUUUUUACCCAGCCAGGAUCUUGUGGGAUCUUCAUUGAUGCAGGAUCAGUCAAGCAUGACUUUCACUCCAGGAUCUCUGGACAGCGAUUGUUCUCCCAUAAAUCAAUCGGAUGAUGGAAUACAGGAUCAGAAUGGUUCACUGUCCUCUUGUUUGACAAUGGACAACUAUGGAGGGCAAACACAUGACUCUGACAGUCAGCCUGAAAGGAAGAGCUCGGAUUCCUCCAUGAGCCCUGAUCUCUCUUUAUCACCCCAGGAUCACAUCCCCAUGAGAUUCCCAAGCAAAGCUUCUCCCAGCGAAGAAUACAGGAGAUAUAGUUGUGAUGAGUCCACUGAAAACAGCUAUGGGAAGUUUGGCAAAGGAAAACAUCAAUUCCACCCUUACAAAAGGCAGUUCAGUGACGUGUUCCCUGAUAGUCUGAAUUCUCUGUCUCUUGGGGAGAAGCCAUUUAAAGGAAUGGAUGGAAUGGAUAGCUUUGACAGUGUUUGUGGACCUUCUUGUCCUGAAGAUACUGAAACAUUUGCAACCCACAUUCCUGAUAUAUCAGUUGAGGCAACAUGGUGCAGUAAUCUACAGUACACUUCCAGUCAUGAUGAAGGAUCACAGAUGAUGCUGGGCUCGGAUGUGAAACUAAAGCCUCAGUCUUUGGUUAUGCAGCAACAAGAGAAAGAGCAGAGGAUGUAUUGGUCCCAAUCUCCAACACAGCAAAUAUAUUGUACCCCGCAGACAUUUCCACAGUAUUCAACAGGUGGGAGCUAUCCCGUUACAUACAUUUCUACAUCACACUAUCCUUAUCAAAGGAUUGCACCACAAGCUGGCAUAGAGCCCCAACAGCCUCUCUAUCCCAAACCUAUCUAUUCCUACAGCAUUCUAAUAUUCAUGGCCCUGAAGAACAGUAAAACUGGAAGUCUUCCUGUGAGUGAGAUCUAUAAUUUUAUGACCGAACACUUUCCUUAUUUCAAGACUGCUCCAGAUGGGUGGAAGAAUUCCGUACGUCACAACCUGUCCCUCAACAAGUGCUUUGAGAAAGUAGAAAACAAAUCUGGAAGUUCUUCCCGAAAAGGAUGUUUAUGGGCACUCAACCCCGCCAAGAUUGACAAGAUGCAAGAAGAAUUGCAAAAGUGGAAGAGGAAGGACCCUGUUACUGUGAGGAAAAGCAUGGCAAAACCAGAGGACCUUGACAAGCUGAUAGGAGAGAGAACAGAGAAGCUGAGGUCCGCCUUGCUGGCUUGCAAUGCUUCUGGUCUAAUGAAUACAUCUGCAUCAAUGCAGCUUACCAUGCAUGAACAAAACAUUGCCUCUUCUUUGUCUGCCUCUCUGCAGCCCAUGCAUGAUGUGUCUGAAUCUAUGCAUGUCAAAAAGCAGCCACCAUGUUAUAAUUCACUACCACAUGGCUACCCUCAGAUUUCACCAGCAAUGAUCCAGCAAACCCAUAGCAUGGCUCAGAACCACCAUUUUUCUUCACCAGAUAACCAAGGUGAAAUAAAUACUCAACCCAUUAAUCCCCAGGACUCUCCAAUACCUGCCCAUACCCCACCUCUUCACAAUAUGAAGAUGAUAACUGAGCAUUCCCCAACCAGGACCAUGCACGACCAUCUGAUAGAGGGGGAACUGAGCACUGACAUUGAUGCACUCAAUCCUUCACUUACAGACUUUGAACUUCAAGGGAGUUUGUGGGAGGAGCUAAAGGAUGACAGCCUCAAUAUGGAUCCUAUCAAUCUUAUAUCUUCUCCAGCAACGCCUCCUCCGCCACAAUACUUUCUUCACAAUGGCAACUGUGAGAGCAACAACAAUGAGAUCAACUCUCCGAACAGUAACUCCCAUAUGGGAUUAGGAGACAUCCAUCUCACGCCUGUGUAUUCCUCAUUCAUGGAGAUGGACAAUGCUGUUUCUUCAUAUCUAAAUAGCUCAGGAUCCAAACAUGUUGCAAUAGUUUAACGUAACUGACACUAUUAUUAGCUCAGCAUGUUUCUAUGCUACACUUAAUAUACUUAUAUGCAAGCUAAAACAUAUAAAUAUGUGAAAUUGCAUGAGUAAUGUAA
Molecule: messenger RNA, 2160 nt
Organism: Nanorana parkeri
Lineage: Eukaryota; Metazoa; Chordata; Amphibia; Anura; Dicroglossidae
Gene: FOXN1
Product: forkhead box N1
Exons: 9
Coding region: 56-2056 (666 amino acids)
Biological process (GO): regulation of transcription by RNA polymerase II
Molecular function (GO): DNA-binding transcription factor activity, RNA polymerase II-specific; transcription cis-regulatory region binding
Source: RefSeq, a predicted model, not a curated record